AUGCGUCGCGAGGGCCGGCAGCACGGGUGGGUGUUCACCGUCGACCGCAGCCUGGUGGACCAGGAAGGCAAGUACCGCGCUCGCGCGGUGCAGGUCGAGGGCGCGGCGGUGGCCAACGGCGGGUUCGUCAGGGCGCCGCGCAGGCCCACCAACCACUCCAAGCCCGCCGUCGGCCGCGCGUACAAGGGCCAGAUCGGCAAGGGAUCAGAGGCCGGGUCCGGCAGGGGCGGCAGGCACAAGUUCAAGCACGACGAGGUCAAGAUGUACUACCUCGACCUCGAGGGAGCCGACGACGACGGCGCCGUCGAUGUGUAUGACGUGGACACAUGA
Molecule: messenger RNA, 330 nt
Organism: Miscanthus lutarioriparius
Lineage: Eukaryota; Viridiplantae; Streptophyta; Magnoliopsida; Poales; Poaceae
Source: the annotation of a GenBank genome assembly